Molecule: messenger RNA, 1601 nt
Organism: Paramecium sonneborni
Lineage: Eukaryota; Ciliophora; Oligohymenophorea; Peniculida; Parameciidae
Source: the annotation of a GenBank genome assembly
GUCGAUUGUUUAAUGGAUAAAAAUGAAGGAGAACCUGAAAUAAGUAAAUGAAUGGAGUAUAUGUAGAAAAAAUGGUUUGUGUUUAACCAGGAGCCAAUUAAAUACGAUUACCAUAAAAAGUAGAUAUUAGUGUGGUAAUUUAAUCAUUAAAGUUAAGAUUGAUCACGAAACCCCAAAAAAAUAUUUCAAAUUAAAAACUCUUUAAAAUUUAUUAAUGUGGCUAUUUUGUAAGAAUCAAGUAAAUCCACUUUGGUUAACUGUGACUGUAAGUAUUGCAAAAAAAUAAAAUAGAAUAAACAUUUAAUAAGAUGUGGUGUAGUAAUGAAUUUGAAUUUUGGAUUAGACUUAUAAUAAUCUUAAUUUUUAUCAUAAUUUAAUCAAAAAGAUAAGAUUGUAUAAUUUAAAGAAUUAGAUUAAGGGAAAGGAAAUUUUUGGCAAUCAUUAUUCUAUACAAGAUAUCAUGAAGAUCCAGUAUUUUAAACAUAAAAAUAAUAAAAACUAAAUUAAUAAGGUUUGUAAUAAGAGGAAUCAAUAUAUAAUUAAUAUAAGAAUUUUAUAUUAAAUAGAGAAUAAUUAAAGAAUAAUUUUUAUCCGAUUGAUGAAAAAAUAUAUCAUGAUUAUUUGAAAAUAGAUGGAGAAGUGUAGAUAAAUAGAAUGAAUAUAUUUGCAAUUGAUUGUGAAAUGGUUUAGACAGAAAAUAAAUUAGAACUGGCAAGAGUUUCAAUAGUAGAUUAUAAUUAUUAAGUUGUACUUGAUAUAUUAGUAAAACCAUAAACUAAGAUUCUAGAUUAUAAUACAAGGUAAUUUAAAUGAAAUAAUUAAUACAAUAGAUAUAGUGGUAUAACUGAAGAUAUGUUGAGUAAUGUGACAGUAACAUUGUCAGAAGCAUAAAAAAUUGUGAAAUCAAUAUUAGAUAAAGAUUCGAUUUUGAUAGGACAUUCUUUAGAAAAUGAUUUGAAUGCAUUGUAAAUUAUGCAUUAUAAAUGUGUGGAUACAAGUGUACUUUACAUGACAGAAAGUAACAGAAAAUUAUCACUUAAAAAUUUAGCGUAUAAAUAUUUAAAUUUAAGUAUUUAAAAAGUAAAAAAAUUUUGUUGAAAAUAUUUAUAGGAUACACAUGAUUCAAAUGAGGAUGCUAAAAUUGCAUUGUCUCUUGCUAAACUUAGAAUAGAAAUUUUGGAUCAUUUUUCUAGUGCUUUAUUUACAUAAUAAAAUUAAGCUGUUCCAGAUGUCUUAAUAUAACUUAAAAAGUUAGGUGGUAUACAUUUAGUGGAAUCUAAAUAAGAAGUAGAAUUCUUAUUAAAAUUUGAUGUUGGUUUUGAAGAUGUAGAGUAAAUUAAUGAUGAAAAAAGUAUAAGAACCUAUAAAUAACAUAGAAAUGUUAAGAAUGUCUGAAUUGCUUAAAUAAAGAAAUGCAAAUGCUGUCAAUCCAAAAUUAAUUUUUGCAUAAAUAUACAAUAAUUUUGAGCAAUUUGAAUCUUAUUUUUAGAAUAUGUAUAAUUAGGCACCUUCAUAAACAAGUAAUUUUUUACAUUAAUUUUUAAGUAUUUAUACUGUCAAUUGGAGGAGAAUAACAAUAAUUUUUGUUAAUUACAAAAUGA